AAACAGUUGAAUCCUGAGGCAUUCAAUUAAGUGUUUCACCCUUCAUAACAUCCGCAACCGCCCACCUGAGCAUCUGAGAAUACAACUGUCCACUUGCUCUCGAAAUAUUGUUGGUGUCCGGGUCUCUUGGAGGGUCUCCGACGAUCAAAGGCGCUAUUGAUCACAACUAGCCAUGUCCUUCGCACACGCGCCAGUCACUAAAGGGAUGAUGUUAGGAUUCGGUAUCGGAUCUCUCUUAGCAUCUUUAUUCGAUAUCAAGUACUAUUUUCACCUUCAACUCGUCCCCCACAUCUCCCGGGACCACCAAUAUUGGAGAUUGUUGGUUAGCCCUUUUGUGCUUGGUAAUUCCAGUGAUUUGGUUGUGGUCGAAUUGGUGCUAUACCAAGUAUCCAUCCAAAUUGAACGAGCUUUCGGGAGUCUCAAAUUUUUUUCUUUUGCUGCCGUUUCGACAGCAAUAUCUACAUUAUUAUCAUUCAUAUCACUUCUGGCUUUUCAUCGUCUCGGACUAAAUUAUAUGCCAUCAGGUCCUCUAUCAUUGAUUUUCAGUAUCUUGUAUCAGUAUCAUCGCGUCAUUCCAGAUGCAUACGAGUUUCGGAUAGGAAUGAUUGAUUUCUCAAACAAAAUUUUUGUCUACAUCUUGGCUUUCCACCUCGUUUUGACCGCUCCACCAGGAUCGGUCGUCGCAGCGCUGAUGGGCGUGUUUGUCGGCGCGUUAUAUCGCAGUGAUAUGAUUAACUUAAAGACAGUCCGCCCUUCACCGUCCCUGCAACGUUUUGCAUCAAGAUAUAUUCUGCCCCUGAUUGGCUCUACAAAUCCCCCGCGGCGUGACAAUCGUGCGCUUCCCGACGACGCUCCAAGUCCGCAAACGGUAGCGACGACUCGCUCUACAUCUCGACCUCGGCCGGGGGUCCGGACGUCGGGUCCGAGUGCCAGCAUCAGCCAGCAAUCACCUACGGUUGUACACCCACGCCUAUCACUAAGUAAUGCGACGGCCGCUGCUCCUUCGGUUCUAAACCAAUGGGUGGACGAGCUCACGGGAAGGGGUCGAGCGUCCGGUGUCCGGGUUCCAACAAGUGACGAGAUCACCCAGCUGUCCAGCAUGUUCCCUGAAGCUUCCAGAGAUGUGGUACUCCGGACUCUGCAGAGAAGCUCAAACAUAGAGGAUGCAGUGGAGAUCAUGUUAUCUGAGCAAUGAUAUAACAUCCCCUGCCGAAGACCAGCACUACUCUUUUGGUCAAAUAUGCAGCGAUCAAAUACUCCAUCGGAACCAAUUGGCUGAAAGUGUAUCGAGAUAAGUGAUAUCUUUGGCGACUUCACGGGUGCCCUGCGUUGCCAUCAUCACCUCCCUUAUCUAAUACUUCAUCAUCCUCCCCUGUAAACGCUGAGGCUGGAAUAGAAUAUAAGCGAAUAACCGGCU
Molecule: messenger RNA, 1417 nt
Organism: Cantharellus anzutake
Lineage: Eukaryota; Fungi; Basidiomycota; Agaricomycetes; Cantharellales; Hydnaceae
Exons: 8
Coding region: 173-1195 (340 amino acids)
Cellular component (GO): membrane
Molecular function (GO): serine-type endopeptidase activity; ubiquitin binding
Source: RefSeq, a predicted model, not a curated record